CAUCUCUGUCUUAGUUGAUGAUAAACUUGACCUUUAGAUCGAUAUUUCUGUAUACAGCAGUUUAUUCUAAAAAGUGGUGCCGCGAAAGACGCAUGCGCGACGGAAGAAAUUAAAAAAAAAACAUUGUUUAGUUUUGUUCGUUUGAUGCAAGGCAAAAAAUGAUUGGUGCGUUACUCCUGCUAGUCAUAGGUCUGUGUGUACCAACGCACCAGCAGUCCACGCCCAACUCGCCAUGUCCGAAUGUCUUCAACUACGAGCCGUCGGGCACCGAGGCGGGCAGGUGGUACGGGGUCGUCAACCUGUCCACUGACAGCACUCUACACUCCCUCUGGCUGAACAUUGUGCUGGAUAGCAAGGCAGACAUUUUGGGGAACUGGGUAGGAGACGUCACCACCACAGACAACACAGACUUCAAAAUCGAGAACACGAAAAUGAAAAUCCACCCCGGCCCCGCAGUGGCUAUUCGUUUCUUCGUGCAAUACAACGUUCAAAAUAAAGUGCCGAGAUUACACGCAAUACGACUGAACGGCAGAGAGAUAUGCAAUGCCGACCAUCCCCAACCAGCAGUCGACAGAGUUGAUACGAUAAGGCCACAACCAAACUUGGAUUCUACGCCAGAUUCAAGACCAACUGUCAGCCGGCCGUCUGAAUCACGUCCGAGCCAAAGCCGGCCGAACGAAAGACCGUCAGAGUCCAGACCAGCGCAAAGACCGGAGAAAAGGCCAACAGAAAGUCAGACAAGACCGACGAUAGUCAUUAGGCCAGAAGACAAGCCGCAAUCGAAGCCUGUUUAUGGGAGACCGUCGGGCGACGGACCUGUGUACGUACCGACAGCUAACCCACCGAUAGAUCAAAGCAACGUUAAUCCAUACAGCAUCGGUGGUGGGCAGGUACCAGCGCAGAGUGUGUCCGACCGACGCACCACCACCAGCAGCUACCAGCAGUUCACUCCUCGCCCCUCCUAUCCCACCAGGCCUCGGGAUGAUGAGGACGAUAAUGAAAGGGUAGAUCCUGACGAGUACUGGUCGCCGGGUCCAGCCACCUUGCCUUCCGCCAUAGGGUCUGGGUCUGGCAAUAAGAAACAAUCAGCCGAGCAGUGCGGCAUAGUGAUAAGGAACAACGCCAACCCGUUGGUCGUGAAUGGAAAACCAACGUUGGAAGGGCAGUGGCCGUGGCAAAUAGCUCUCUACCAAACUCAGUUGAUAGACAGCAAGUACAUCUGCGGCGGCACGCUAGUCUCGCACAAGCACGUCAUCACGGCGGCGCACUGCGUGACCCGCAAGAACUCCGCCAAGCCCGUGUACAAGAACACGCUCACCGUGUACCUCGGCAAGCACAACCUGAGGACCUCUGUGGAGGGCGUCGAGAUCAGAUUUGUGGACGAAAUCAUCGUAUACCCAGAAUAUAACAAGACUCCGUUCGCCAGAGACCUGAGCAUCCUCAAACUGAAGAAGUGGGUUGACUACACCGAGUACGUGCGGGCAGCGUGUCUGUGGCCUGAGGACCAGACUGCCUUGAGCAAUGUCAUCGGGAAGAAGGGUUCAGUAGUAGGCUGGGGUUUCGACGACACGGGCGUGGCGACAGAAGAACUCUCGCUGGUGGAGAUGCCCGUGGUGGACCAGGAGACGUGCAUCCGCUCUUACAGCGCCUUCUUUGACAAGUUCACCGACAGGGACUAUACCUACUGCGCCGGAUAUAGGGACGAUUCGUCGUCGUGCAACGGCGACAGCGGCGGCGGCAUGGUGUUCCAGCUGCAAGGUGUGUGGCACCUGCGCGGUCUGGUGUCGAUCUCCCUGCUGGGCAACUCGUACAAGUGUGACGUCACCGACUACUUAGUGUUCACCGACCUGGCGCACUUCGUCCCGUGGAUUAAGAGCUAUAUCUCAUAAUAAUAUAUGGCCCGCUCUACACUCACAGCGUUCGCGCCGCGAAUGGCGUGAACUGUAAGGCCGUUCGCGUCGAAUACGUUCAUGCUUCGCGCUGUUCGAGAUGAAUUUACUACUUAUGAUGAUCUUUAAUUUAGUAACUAGAAGAAGAAUAUUGUCACAAACAAUUAGGUACUCUCAUGAAUUUCUAUUGUUAAUAUUAAUUACGUACUAUUACUAUUUAGAAGGUAAUAAAAUAAAUACAAUGGUAUAAAGUUAAAACAUCUUUAUUUAUCUCUUUUUGUUAUUUUUUUUUCUGCCAGUUAACUUACUAGCUGCUGAGAAAGAAAGGCAAGAAAAUGUCGGUGUCAGUAUUUUCCUCUUCAAAAGGUUUGCGCCUAGUCCACACACGCAAAUGCGAGCGCACACUCAAAAAUUUUCAGAGUUCGUGAGUGUAGAGCGGCUAUGAACUAUUCCAAAAAUUCACUCCAUGUCAUCGACUGUUAAAAUCGACAGCACAACUGCUAUUGGCAGUCGUCCACAGAUCCACAUCGUAUCGGAUGCAUCGCAUCAAACGGAUCUUAGUAUAGUUUGUAUAGAAAGUCAUACAAGUGUGUCUAGUGAUCCGCAUCGUACGGAUCGCAUAGAACGGAUUUUAUUUAUUUACCAUAAGAUUAAAAGUCCGUUUGAUACGAUGUGUCCAGUACGUACUGUGCGGAUCUGUGGAAGCUUGCCAUAUAGGUCACGCCAAACUUCAGGUCCGCUACAUUGCAACACUCCGAACUGCGCAGAUAUUAUAAGCCAGCUACGAUAUGUUUUAAUGCGCAAUCACAUGCCUUGUGUGCAGAACGGACACGAAGAUUGGUGCGACUUCUAUAUAGAAACGUUCAAAAAAAUAUUGUUUUUAUUUUAUUGAAGCCAUUUCAAUCUUUUUAUUUCUUCAUAAUAGACCUCGAAAUUUGUAAAAUUUUAAAAAUCUUCAUUGAAAAUUUAUUUUUAAAACGACAACUUUUGUGAUUAAUGAAAAUAAUUGUUAAGUCACUGAUAUCCUAGUGAAAAUAUUAAUUAAGUCAUUGAGAACCUAGUGAAAAUAUUAAAACGAAUCGUGUUCAAUGAGGAGUAAAGUAAGCCGUAAGUUUAUGCGAUGUUUAAAUUACAUUGAAGGUUGUGUAAAUACACGAAUGUUAUUGUUAAGUUUAAUUAACAUGUCAAAUUGAAUAACCAACUUUUAGUAAGGUUUAAUUUAGAUUAAAACUUAAAAAUAUGUCUUUAACUGUCCCAAAUUUCUUCCAGAUUUGUUUAGCCGUUCUAGAAUUAUAGCGGUUAGAAGUAAGGAAAUCCUUCUCUGUGUAUAAAAAAGUGUCGAAAAAAAUUAAUGAAAAAAAAACACCCUAGUGUCAUUUUAACAGAUUACGAACUACAUAUUUGUAACUUGUCGACAUAUAAAAAAGAUUCUUCAUUAGUGUGUUUAGUAAAGGAUCCCAAUAUAAGAGAAUAACCUUCACCCAUUUGUUUACUGAAUGAAAAGUGUUUUAUAUCAAAUUAAAUAUGCCAAAAAAAACUAGUUAAAUUGUUGAUUAAUCAUAUUCUGGAAUGACUUUUACACAAACCAUUGUCAAUAUAUCUAUUGACUUCAAUAUAUGUAUUGUUGCUUCGUCGCAACGGUUCAACCCAUUGUAUGUCACACUUUCGUAGCGAUAUACUACGUCACACUACAAAAGAUCGGCGCGCAUGCAGUCUGUCUCUACAAUGGAUCGAAACAAGUCUCUUUCCAUAGCAACAGAGCCCUGUUGAAACGCUGCGACGACCCAACGCUUUAAUGUAGAAUGUAAUCUAUACUAAUAUAAUAAAGCUGAAGAGUUUGUUUGAACGCGUUAAUCUCAGGAACUACUGGUCCGAUUUGAAAAAUUCUUUAAGUGUUAGAUAGCCCAUUUAUCGAGAAAGGCUAUAGGCUAUAUAUUAUCCCCGUAUUCCUACGGGAUCAGGAACCACACGGGUGAAACCGCCCGGCGCCAACUAGUUAAAAAUAUACGGAAAACUACGCACGACACUGCAACGUCGCAACGGAAUAGGGCAUUAUCGGCGCAUUACUCUAAGACGUUUCCUUACUUCUUUCCUUUAAUCUUUGUUUUAUGGAAAAAAUAAGAAAAAUAUACUCAUAAGUGUUUGUAUUAUCAGUUAACUUAAGAGUUAAAUAAGUUAGCGAAUAAAAAGUUUGAAAAUGAAAAAAAAAAUAUAUAUAUAAAUAAAAAUCAAAAUUAA
Molecule: messenger RNA, 4127 nt
Organism: Bicyclus anynana (squinting bush brown)
Lineage: Eukaryota; Metazoa; Arthropoda; Insecta; Lepidoptera; Nymphalidae
Product: serine protease gd
Exons: 10
Coding region: 159-1889 (576 amino acids)
Biological process (GO): proteolysis
Molecular function (GO): serine-type endopeptidase activity
Source: RefSeq, a predicted model, not a curated record